AUGUCAUGUAUGCAGAAAUUUCCAGAAAUUGGCCAACUCCCACAACUUUCGUCCGAGUUGUGUGCUGCAUUGCAUGUUGUCGGGCCACCUUCUUCGUUUGCAACCAUUGCAAUUGCGAAAACAUUGCUGGCAAAAUAUGGCGAUUUGCUGGAAAAGAAGGAGGCGAUGGAAAGCGUCGACGAAUCCCAUCAUGUAGAUAAUGGCCAUGAUAGAGACGAAAGAAGUGAUAACGCCAAGGUGGGAUACAUCAAAAACGGUAGCAAAGGUACCACGCGCAUUUUUGAAUAA
Molecule: messenger RNA, 288 nt
Organism: Cylicostephanus goldi
Lineage: Eukaryota; Metazoa; Nematoda; Chromadorea; Rhabditida; Strongylidae
Source: the annotation of a GenBank genome assembly